This is a messenger RNA of Tuber melanosporum (Perigord truffle), 979 nucleotides long. RefSeq lists its product as uncharacterized. The coding region runs from base 179 to 373 and encodes 64 amino acids. The transcript is spliced from 4 exons. The record is from RefSeq and is a predicted model, not a curated record. NCBI's taxonomy places the organism in Eukaryota, Fungi, Ascomycota, Pezizomycetes, Pezizales, Tuberaceae.
GAACGCCCACCUAUUCGAAUGAAUUUUCCGCAGAUCCUCCUGGUUGGAAACGUUUAUUGGCCGGGUCACCAUCAGAAGACCUCCGCCAUAGUCUACCUCCUCUAUCCCUCUAGCUAAAAUUCCGUGAAACUCGGCAUACGAACGAAGGGAUGUGGUAGGCUGGGAAGGGGUCGAGACAAUGGGUAUUGAACCAAGAGAAAGACCGCCUGUAACUAUCGGGCAAUUAUGGUCACACUAUGGUGAGUUUGAGAUAGACUUCCGUACGGUUCUAAUCGUGGUGUGUGCUAGCUGCUCUACGUACAGUACCUGUUGUGUAUCCAAAUCGACCAGCAUCGGUACCUGUAUGCGAAUCCCUACCAAGGAUGAGUUCUAAGGGGACUGCUCGAGGAUUUAGUAGUAACUUCAUACGUGCAAGUGAAAGUCUACUGUGCCGAUAAGUCUCGAAGGGAAGUUAUCCAAUGAUUCCCUCUCAGGGCGAGGACCCUGCCUGCGGUGCGUCAAAUCUCUGCCGUGUACUUUCUACCCUGUAAGAUGUAUAUAAGUCCAGAUCAGCCUCUGGUUCAGCGCGAGUUUGUGCAGAUAUGUGUAUGGUGGGACCUUGAAGUUAGGAAGCUUUCAGCAGAGGGAGUUGAAUCCCGUCUUCUUUCCACCGACCACGAGCCAACUUUAUCAGCGCUUCACUUGCAACAAAAAUGCUGUAGGGGUCGGAAAAAAGCCAUUCUGUUGGGCUUGCCGGAUAGUGAUUUAUUAAAAACCGAGAAUCUUGCUAUGGACGUUGGAGUUGCCUCUUCUGGUAAGGUCUGUUGCAGAUAUUUUCUUUUUUACUCUGUCUCAACCCGGGGCUGGGUUGGAGCGGAAUCCCCACGAAUUGUUUUCUCGCUUUAACCCAAAUGGAGGAAAAUUCUGGACGUCCUAGCGUCGUUCUCAAUUAUUGUUUUCGGAGGGGGGUUUUUUUUUAUAUAACGGUAUUGGCCCGGUU